AUGGCCAUGGCCCAGGCCGGCGCGGUCGCGGCGGCCGCCGCGGGCCUCCUCGUCGUCUUCCUCUACGCCGCCAUCCACAAGGUCGAGGAGGGCCACCUGGCCGUCUAUUACAGGGGCGGUGCGCUUUUAACCAGCCCGAGUGGACCCGGCUACCACAUCAUGCUGCCCUUCAUUACCACCUUCAAGUCUGUGCAGACCACGUUGCAGACCGAUGAAGUUAAAAAUGUGCCUUGCGGGACAAGUGGUGGYGUUAUGAUCUACAUUGACCGAAUAGAAGUGGUGAAUAAACUGGCGCCGUACGCAGUGUACGAUAUAGUGAGGAACUACACUGCAGACUACGAUAAGACCUUGAUCUUCAAUAAAAUUCAUCACGAGCUGAAUCAGUUCUGCAGUGCCCAUACUCUUCAGGAAGUAUACAUCGAACUAUUUGAUCAGAUAGAUGAGAACCUGAAGCUGGCCCUGCAGAAGGAUCUCAAUGUCAUGGCACCAGGUCUCACUAUACAGGCUGUGCGUGUUACAAAACCCAAAAUUCCAGAAGCCAUCCGAAGAAAUUUUGAGCUCAUGGAGGCUGAGAAAACCAAGCUACUUAUAGCAGCCCAGAAGCAGAAAGUUGUAGAGAAGGAGGCAGAGACAGACCGGAAGAAGGCGCUCAUAGAGGCAGAGAAAGCUGCUCAGGUGGCCAAGAUUCACUAUCAGCAGAAAAUUAUGGAGAAGGAAACGGAGAAGAGAAUUUCGGAGAUUGAAGAUGCUGCGUUCCUAGCAAGAGAGAAAGCAAAAGCUGACGCCGAAUACUACACCGCUCAGAAGCUGGCUGAUUCCAACAAGCUGAAACUCACCCCGGAAUAUCUGGAGCUAAUGAAAUACCAGGCGAUAGCUGCAAACAGCAAGCUGUAUUUUGGCGACAGCAUCCCAAGCGUCUUUUUGGAUUCCUGUGCCUUCCAGCAAGCUGGUGUGAGGACUGCCCGUGAAACCAGCCUGUCCUCGCAGGAGACCCCAGAGACCUCUGGAAAAAGCCACCACAAAGCAAAGGAAAGCACUGGCUGACAGAGGCAGCGCGAUCCCUGGAAGAGCUCCGCAGCUAGCCCAGCUGUGAAUGGGGAUUGCCCUGUGCUGGUGGGGCGGAUGCAGCACCCGUGUGGACGUCUUGCACAUCGGUGGCAGUUGGGUUGAUUUUUCUUCUAGCAACAUGUUGCAAGUGCUCUGCCCCUUCCAUUUCUUCCCCUAUUAAAUUGGUGCUUCCAAAUGAGGGAUAAUCCUGUACUAACAUACCUAUACUGGAAUAUUAAAAAGACAGAAACCAGGAAAGCCUUGCGCAGUAGGUGCGAUUCUUUAGCAAGCAUUACCUUUGGGGCCAGAGACRUGGCUUGGAGUGCUGCACACCUCGUCGUUCCCUAGCCCUCGACACUGAGGCCAAGCAAAGAUGUUUCCUUCCUCCUGCCAAUGAAGCUUCGCACCGUGGACCCUGAGGCAGGUUCUGUUGACACUAACCCCUCAAGGACUCGAGGAGGCUGCGCUCUGGCUUGGGGAGAAGCCCAGAAAGGAGUGAUUUGCUUUGGAGUGGAUUCUUCAAAUAGGAUCUGCAUAGCCAUAACUUUUUUUUUUCCCUUCCCUGUAGGCAGUGGAACUAGAUAGCGCGGACUCAACAUGAGCAAUCUGUAACAGGCUUUAGUAAGUUCCUUCCUCCAAACGAGAGCCUUAUGCUGGCUGGUCGCGGGUGGUUGGAGGAUGCUUCAGAUGGGCAACGAGUCUCACCCUGCACCCUCAAACAGGAUUCGGAAUGCGUGCGGCGCCUGGGAGCACCUGACUGGCAGCAAAGGGUCCCCACUUUCAAAAUCUCAGACCUCAGCCCCCCCUUCAGGUCUUCUCACCAUGGAAAGGCUGCUGAAUUKUCACCACUCUGUCUUGCAGGCAAAGGGAAGAGAGAAGAGCGAGGAGAGAGAUGCAAGAUAAUCCCUGGGACAGAGAGAAGGAGUCUCAGUAUUAUCCUACUUACGCCAGUGGCGUCCUUCCAUUAUUGACCCCCGCCAGGCAGAGAAUGGGAUCCCAGAAGAAGGGGAACUUGCCCGGUGAAUCCUCAAGCAGUUGCAAUGGAGAGUCCCUCACCAGCCCUACAGCUGCUGGCCGGGCUUUGCUGUGCCGUGGGGCUUUUGCUCACAAACUGUGCUCGCAGGUUGACCCUUAUUCCUGGCCCGCAACCUCUCAUGGCUCUUCCCUGCUCCCCAUGUGCUGCUGCRGGGCGAGAGGAGAAAAUAAGAUGAAUUCCUCGGAGGGGAAAAUGCAAGUGGGUGCAAUAUGUCAGYGAUCUGCUUUCUUUCCCUCUUCUCCGCUUCCCUGCGCCUGCUUGCUUCUCGGACCUGUGUCUCUUUGCGUUUGGUGACAAUCCCAGAAGAUGAUGACCAAAGGAGCAUGYGGCAGGGGCCUGAUCCGGAAAGCUCUGCCCCCAACGAGGAGCACUGGAGCCCCGCUUGCCCCUCCAAACCAGUGCAUGUUCAGAGACCGCCUCUYCUCCUUGAGCUCGCAUGUCUCUCCGUUCCUCCUGGUUUUCUGUCCCCUCUCGUGCGGCCAGAUGAAGUGUUCAGCAGAUCCCCGAGAAUGCCAGCUGGUGGUGACUCGCCCAACAACCAGGAUCGAGCCCCAAGCGAAUACUUUGACCUUCACGUUUAUCAAUAAUUUGUGCACUUUGGGCCUUUCGGUGCUAGCAUGGUACCCCGUGUGGCUUGUUUGACUUACAGGACGAUGAUGUUUCUCCUAAAGGAAAAGUUCAGUAACAGUCCAAAAGUGCUGUGCUCUGUCUCAGCUCCUGCCAGUGCUGUCUCUUCUCCAUCUCGGGGGCAGAGUGGGGCUGUUUUGCCCCUUCCUUUCCCACUUUGCUGCCAGCCAGCUCACGCAGCAGUGCCCAAGGGACUUGCGGAGCGCUUGGAGUGGAAGACUGAGGAAAGAUUUCUCCAGUGUGUGGUGCGCACGUCUAGCAGGCAGAGGGAUCGUGGAGCAAUCCUGCAGAUCCAAGCCAAGGUGGGUGCAGAGCCCCGCAGCGGGGCCUUUGUGGGAGCAGCUCUCAGUUCUCCUUGCCAAAAGGGUGACCUCCUGGGCUCGAGUGGUAGYGGAAGGAUGUUAACCCCCGCCCGCAGUGCCAUUUUCAGCGAAGGGACAAGGCGAGGCAGCAUGUUUUGUAGCUGGGGUACUCAAGGGGUCUCCUGGAAGCGUUAUUUGAUGAGCAAGAUUCCGUCUCCUCCGCGGGGAGGGCUGUCGGGAGCUGGCGCAGUUGCAUGUCUUUGAUACUCCAGCCACUUGGGUUGAAUUUGGAGUUCAAUCACAGGCUUUUUGGGAACAAAAACAUAAUUUGGAGAGUGGAUAGACCUAUUCCCAGGUGAUCCCUGCUGGCUUGUGAUCUGGGAGCCUGGCGAGCAGCCCUGGUUCUCAUCUCAAGGUGAGAGGUGUCUUGCGAGGGCUGGUGGAGGCAGCGCUUGCGUGGCAGAGCCGUUGUGCAAGGGCAGCCUCCGUCUUGGAAAGAGGGACCUGGGCCGGGUGCUAGCGAUCGCCAGCAUCAGUGCAUGGGGAUUAAACUGCGCCUAGGGGACAGGGGAGCUGAUGCAAGCCUCGAGGUGCCGGGAAACCAGGGUUCAAUCUAUACCUUCCACCUCCUGCCCGAGUGGUUUUGGGGCCGUCUCUGACCCGCUCCUGUGGCUUGCAGUCCUGCAGCAAGGUUUGCAGGUUGCCCAGUGCCUUGUGCAGAAAGCUCCUCUGGGCUCCUUGGACCCUGCAGCCACUGCCCUGGGGACAGCGCUGCGGAUGUGCCCACGUCUGUGUGAAAUACCCACGCAGCCACRUGACCGUGCGUUUCUUCGCACCUUUAGCUGGGCGUUGCUUCUCUCCAAGCUUGGAGAAGG
Molecule: messenger RNA, 3887 nt
Organism: Nothoprocta perdicaria
Lineage: Eukaryota; Metazoa; Chordata; Aves; Tinamiformes; Tinamidae
Gene: ERLIN1
Product: ER lipid raft associated 1
Exons: 11
Coding region: 1-1044 (347 amino acids)
Biological process (GO): SREBP signaling pathway
Cellular component (GO): endoplasmic reticulum membrane; endoplasmic reticulum
Molecular function (GO): cholesterol binding; ubiquitin protein ligase binding
Source: RefSeq, a predicted model, not a curated record